Molecule: messenger RNA, 303 nt
Organism: Cladophialophora carrionii CBS 160.54
Lineage: Eukaryota; Fungi; Ascomycota; Eurotiomycetes; Chaetothyriales; Herpotrichiellaceae
Exons: 3
Coding region: 1-303 (100 amino acids)
Molecular function (GO): carbon-sulfur lyase activity
Source: RefSeq, a predicted model, not a curated record
AUGGAAGGCGAGUGCCUGUGCAAAGCCGUGGCCGUCAAAGUCAACGACGACAACCUCUUCGGCGAACAACGAAGAGGACACAUCUGUCACUGCAACAACUGCAGGAAAGUCGCGGGCGGGAUAUUCGGAGUCAACCUGACCAUCGAGGAGGAAAAGGUCGAGUUCCCAAAGGGAAAGGAUAACAUCAAGGCCUACACAGUCAGUCAGUCCGUGCAUCUCAUCGCCAUCUGCCUCUCAUCACCAUCUUCAUCUCAUCACCACCUCAACUCGAUCACCAUCCAACUGUGGGGCUUACGCAUAUGA